CAUUAACGUCGUCAUUUAAUAACUUCUCUCUCCGCUCUUCCGUUUACUCCGUCGCUGGAGCUGAAUAUAGCUGUCGCGCUCCACGCACAGCCCGGUGGUCGGGAUUUCGUAUUCGUAACUCUCCGACCAACUAUCGGCUAGAUUUUGCGAUCAUUCGGGUGGGAGGAAAAACGAUAACUUGAGGGAUCGGGUAACGUGUUGGGGACUGGAAUGCUGGUUGCGAGAUUGUGAUCUUUGUUGUCGUUUUCCUUCAAUUUAUUGAAGCUCCGAGUUUCCGUAAAUUUAAGGUGUGUUGUGUCGGAAAUGAGCUUGAAGGAGCCAUGAAAAGGGUAACGGUUACAAGAAGGUUGGGUAAGUAUGAGGUGGGCAGAACCAUCGGCCAAGGAACCUUCGCCAAAGUCAAGUUUGCGCAGCAUACGGAGACGGGCCAGAGCGUGGCCAUGAAAAUUAUGGCCAAAAGCACCAUUCUUAAGCACAGAAUGGUUGAUCAGAUUAAAAGAGAGAUAUCGAUCAUGAAGAUUGUAAGGCAUCCAAACAUAGUUAGGUUGCAUGAGGUUUUGGCUAGCCAAACGAAGAUCUAUAUUAUUCUCGAGUUUGUAACUGGAGGAGAGCUAUUUGAUAAAAUUGUCCACCAAGGAAGGCUUCCUGAAAAUGAAUGUAGGAGAUAUUUUCAACAGCUAAUAGAUGCAGUUGCUCAUUGUCAUAGUAGGGGUGUAUACCACAGAGACCUUAAGCCUGAAAAUCUUCUUCUUGAUGCUAAUGCUAAUUUAAAGGUGUCCGACUUUGGACUUAGUGCAUUGCUCCAGCAAGGCGUUGAUCUUCUUCACACUGUAUGUGGAACACCGAAUUACGUUGCACCUGAGGUGCUGAGAAACCAGGGUUACAAUGGGGCAGCUGCUGAUGUCUGGUCAUGUGGCGUCAUACUCUUCGUUCUGAUGGCUGGGUAUCUCCCAUUUUAUGAGACAGACCUCCCAACAUUGUACCAAAAGAUAAUUGCUGCAGAAUAUUCUUGUCCGUAUUGGUUUUCUCCUGGGGCUAAGUCGUUGAUAGACAAUAUACUUGACCCCAAUCCCAAAACUCGUAUCCAAAUUGAAGGAAUCAGAAAGCAGUCAUGGUUCAGGAAAAAUUAUGUGCCUGUCAGACAUAAAGUAGAAGAUGAUGUGAAUUUGGAUGAUGUUUGUGCAGUUUUUGAUGACAUCGAGGAUCGUUUUGUAGCUGAGCAUUCGGGAAAAAACGAGAAGGGGCCUUUGAUGAUGAAUGCAUUUGAGAUGAUUACCCUGUCUCAAGGAUUGAAUCUAUCAGCGUUGUUUGACAGACGGCAGGAUUUCGUAAAAAGGCAUACUCGUUUUGUUUCUCGAAAACCAGCAAAAGUUAUAAUUUCAACUAUUGAAGCUGUUGCAGGGGCCAUGUGCCUCAAGGUUCAGACACGCAAUUAUAAGACAAGACUCGAAGGGAUCUCUACAAAUAAUGGAAAACUUGCGGUAGUGCUAGAGGUUUUCGAAGUUGCACCAUCACUUUUCAUGGUAGAUGUCCAUAAGGCUUCUGGAGAAACGCUUGAAUAUCACAAGUUCUACAAGGGUUUCUGUGCUAAAUUGGAGAAUAUCAUUUGGAAGCCAGCGGAUGGUCUUGGAGACUCCAAUCUGCUUAGAACAAGGACUUGCUGAUCCAGUUUCAUGGGUGUGAGGCAAAUCAGUGAACAGACAAAUGGCUCAGUGAAAAAGCGUCUUGGUGGCAGUAUAGGUACCAAGUGAAUGUUGCAUAUGUUAGGUUUGAAGUAAUAAUAUUGCAGAAGCUGAGAUUAAACCAACUACCAGGUACCCCAACCCCGUAUAUGUUGUUUCCCUGGGGAGUUGGGAGGCCACAUAAACUCUGAAUCUAUGAUAUAAAACUUGCAAUUUCAGUCCAAAUAAAUAAAUAAGAAAGGAAAUAUUCUGGAUUUCAUGCCAA
Molecule: messenger RNA, 1947 nt
Organism: Tripterygium wilfordii
Lineage: Eukaryota; Viridiplantae; Streptophyta; Magnoliopsida; Celastrales; Celastraceae
Product: CBL-interacting serine/threonine-protein kinase 24-like
Exons: 16
Coding region: 321-1664 (447 amino acids)
Biological process (GO): signal transduction; protein phosphorylation
Molecular function (GO): ATP binding; protein kinase activity
Source: RefSeq, a predicted model, not a curated record